AACAGAAGAUGAAAACAAAAAGUUUGCUAUGGCCUUGGCUUUCUCAAUGGAUGAAGUCAACAGAAACCCUGAUCUUCUACCAAAUACGUCUUUAAUCUUUAAAUUACCACACUGUCUAAGCAUGUCAAAAUUAUAUAAUAUCAUUCAUUUUUUUGAAGAAAGUCAUAUUAUUUUUCCUAAUUAUGACUGUGGCAAAGAGGUAAAAUGUACAAUAGUGCUUACAGGACCAAACUGGGAAACAUCUAUCAUAUUUCACACAUAUUUUUCCAGCUUCAAAUAUCGUAAGGUAUUUCAGCUUACUUAUGGCACUUUUCAUCCUUUCCUGAAUGACCAUGUACAAUUUCCCUGCCUGCAUCAGAUGGCCCAUGAGGAUACAUCUCUUGCCUUGGCUAUGGUCUCCUUCUUACUUUACUUCAGCUGGAACUGGGUUGGUCUAGCCAUCACAGACAAUGAUCAGGGCAUCCAAUUUCUCUCAUAUUUGAGAAGAGAGAUGGAAAAAAAUGGAAUAUGCUUUGCUUUCAUGAGUGUAAUCCCUGUCAAUAUGCAGUUAUACAUGGCAAGAGCUGAAGUGUAUUACAACCAAAUCGUGACAUCGUCCACAAAUGUUGUUAUCAUUUAUGGCAACUCAGACAGUACUCUAGCUUUGAGUUUUAGAAGUUGGGAAUCUGAAGGGAUACAGAGAAUAUGGAUCACCACCUCACAGUGGGAUGUUACUACAGGAAAGGGAGACUCCACACUUGACUCAUUCCAUGAGAUUCUUGCUUUUGCACACUACCAUGGCAAGAUUUUUGGUUUCAAAAAUUUUGUACAGACAUUGAUCCCUCUAAAAUACUCUGAUAAAUAUCUGGCAAGACAGGAGUGGAUGGAUUUUAACUGUGAAGCCUCAGCAUCUAACUGUAGGACAAUGGAGAACUGCUCAUCCAAUGCCUCAUCGGAAUGGCUAAUGGCACAGACUUUUGAUAUGGCCUUUAGUGAGAGCAAUUAUGAAAUAUACAAUGCUGUGUAUGUUGUGGCCCAUGUUGUUCAUGAUAUGCUUCUUCACCUAGUAAACAAUCAGCUAAUUGACAAGGGUAAAGAACCAGAUUACCACUGCUUGAAGAUGCACCACUUGCUGAGAAAGAGCCACUUCACUAAUCCUGUUGGUGACAAAGUGAAUAUGAACCAGAAAGAGUGUGACAUCUAUCACAUUAGAAAUUCCCCACAUGGUGUUGGACUUAAGGUGAAAAUAGGAAAGUUUAGCCCCUAUUUUCCACAUGGACAACAGCUCCAUUUUUCUGAAGACAUGCUAGAGUGGGCCUCAGGAAGUAGACAGAUGCUACCCUCCAUAUGCAGUGUUGAUUGUGGUCCUGGAUUCAGAAAAUUCAGGCAGGAGGGAAUGUCAGCCUGCUGCUUUAUUUGUAUCCACUGCCCAGAAAAUGAAAUUUCUAAUGGAACAAAUAUGGAGCUGUGUGUGAAGUGUCCAGAGGGCCAGUAUGCCAACAUAGAGCAGAAUCACUGCACCCACAAAGUUGUGAUGUUUUUGAGCUAUGAAGACCCAUUAGGGAUAGCUCUGGCCUUGAUGUCCUUGGGCUUCUCUGCUUUCACUGCUCUGGUUCUUGGGGUAUUUUUGAAGUACAAUGACACAGCCAUUGUGAAGGCCAAUAACCGUGCUCUCAGCUACAUCUUACUCAUGUCACUCAUGUUCUGUUUCCUCUGCUCCUUGCUCUUCAUUGGCCACCCAAACUCUGUCAUCUGCAUCCUGCAGCAAAUCACAUUUGGAAUUGUAUUCACAGUGGCUAUUUCCACUGUGUUGGCCAAAACAAUCACAGUGCUUCUGGCUUUCAAAGUCACAGCUCCUGCAAGAAGGAUGAGGUACAUUCUGGUUUCAGGAACACUUAACUACAUCAUUCCUCUCUGUACUCUUAUCCAAAUUAUUCUCUGUUCAGUUUGGCUAGGAGCUUCUCCUCCCUCUGUUGAUACUCAUGCACACUCUGAGCAUGGCCACAUCAUCGUUGUCUGUCAUAAGGGUUCAGUUUUAGCGUUUUACUGUGUCCUAGGAUACUUAGGCUGCCUGGCCCUGGGAAGCUUCAUUUUGGCUUUCUUGUCCAGGAACCUGCCGGACGUAUUCAAUGAAGCCAAGUUCUUGACAUUCAGCAUGCUGGUGUUUUGCACUGUGUGGAUCAUUUUCCUGCCUGUCUACCAUAGCACCAAGGGCAAGGUCAUGGUGGCUGUGGAGAUUUUUUCCAUCUUGUCUUCCAGUGCUGGGAUGCUGGGGUGCAUCUUUGUUCCCAAGUGUUACAUUAUUGCGUUCAAGCCACACACAAAUGCUCUUCCAAAGAUCAGGGGGAAAUCAUAUUCCUAA
Acomys russatus (golden spiny mouse) is the source of this 2341-nucleotide messenger RNA. Its product is annotated as vomeronasal type-2 receptor 116-like. The transcript is spliced from 5 exons. The annotation marks the transcript as partial. The record is from RefSeq and is a predicted model, not a curated record. Gene Ontology annotation, biological process: G protein-coupled receptor signaling pathway. Gene Ontology annotation, cellular component: membrane. Gene Ontology annotation, molecular function: G protein-coupled receptor activity. NCBI's taxonomy places the organism in Eukaryota, Metazoa, Chordata, Mammalia, Rodentia, Muridae.